AGCCGAACUAUUGAAAUAAUCUUAAAAUUAUCUUGUAAGAGUUAUGUUCAACAAUUUUUUAGUUGCUUGAAAUCUGACAUAAGUAUUUAAUGUUUUGUUUGUUUGGACAAUAUUUCUGUGGUACUGGAAAAUAUUAAAAGAUGAAGUUAUAAUUAAAUUGAGGACAUACAGGAUUAUUUUUUCUUUAACUUUAACAACAUUUAAGAUGGCUACCUUUUCUCAGUCAACUGUGGAUAAAGGAUCUGAUUCAUUUACAGACUUUAGUUGUUCAUCGUGUCUAGAGCACAAAAUUGACCAGUGGGCAGACUUUUACUGUAAUAACUGUCAAAAAUGUUAUUGUGCAAAAUGUUUUAAACCCCAUGGUCAGUUGUUUGGGAAACAUGUGACAUAUGGAAGGGGAGACAAAAGUAAGUGGCCAGUGUUAAAGGAAGUGGAGGAUUUCCUUCGGAAAUGUGACCUACAUGGGGACGAAGAUCUAAAAAUGUUAUGUAAUGACCACAGUCAGCUGUGCUGCACUAAUUGUGCUUUCCUCAAUCACAGUCAAUGCACUAAGGUAAUCCUGAUAUCCAAGUUAGUCAAAGGACCUUCACCUGACUUACAGCAAGUAUCAAAAAAGAUUCAAACUAUUCUGGAAACACUAAAGAAACUGGAGAACGAUUGGAACACCAACAUGCAGUCUGUGCAGGUCUCAUACAGCAAACAAUUACAUAAAGUACGUCAGACACGCCAGACAAUAAAUACAAUUUUAGACAAGAUUGAAAAGAACACCAUAAAAGAGCUAGAUGAUAAGAUGACCACUCUGAAAGCUUCUCUCAAGACUGAUAUGGACAAUUGCAGCAAGCUUAAAAAUGAACUGAAACAACUCAGUGACGCAAUUCAUGAUAUUGUUGAUAAGGGCAAAUCAGAACUUAUAUUUAUUGCAAGUAAGAAAUGUCUGGAAAAAAUUAGGCAGUCAGAAACUUAUCUGCGGGAGAACUCAGUUCAGCUAGAAAGAUUAUUAACAUUUCAGGCUGACAUUGAUAUUGAACAGUUCUUCUCCACACUGUCAUGUCUGGGGAAGAUUGUGCUAGGUGACCAAAACCAUGUAUUUACUGUGCAGGGAAAGUCAGAGUAUGAGGUGACAAUACCAAUUGAUUCAUCGCCUUGUGUACUCAAUGGCAUCUGUGUUCUAUCCAAUGGUCAGAUGCUUGUAGCAGAUACUUUUUAUAAUAAUCGUGUUAAGCUACUAGAUCAGCAAUACCAGGUGGUCGGACACUGUGAUUUAAAUGCUCAUGAUAUGUGUCAAAUCACACCAAGUGAAGUAGCCGUUGCUUUCGAAACUUUGGACAAUACACAUGGGGUCCAGUUUGUCUCAGUGAAUGAUGGGCAUCUGGUAAAGGGCAGGAAGUUACGGUUUCAACAUGAAUGCUGGGGUAUUGCUUAUGAUCAGAAGGACCUGUAUCUCACCACUGGCAAUGCACUUCACAAGUAUUCAAUGAGUGGAGAACUGUUGAAUAAGAUGUACGAGGAUACAUCAAGCAGGUUUACAACAAUGAGGUGUACAGUUAGUCCAACAGGUGACAAGAUAAUCGUCAUCAACAGCGUCCAUGACAAGGUCCUCACACUUGCUAGAGAUGGUAGUGUACUCUGCACCUUCACAGACCCAGACCUAAAAUGGCCACUUGCUAUACAUGUGACAGCUCAGGGACAGGUGCUGGUCUGUGGGCAACAUUCCAACACUCUCCUACAGCUGGAUGGGGAAGGCAGGAAGAAGCUGGCAACCCUUGCUACCAGUAGGGAUGGACUUAAAUAUAUAUGGUCAGUCUGCUACAACAGGAGCACAGCCUCAAUCAUUGUUGCACAAUUUGAUGAAAAGAUCCGGGUGUUUAAAGUACAAUAG
Dreissena polymorpha is the source of this 1879-nucleotide messenger RNA. RefSeq lists its product as uncharacterized. Bases 206 to 1879 code for a protein of 557 amino acids. Lineage: Eukaryota; Metazoa; Mollusca; Bivalvia; Myida; Dreissenidae. Gene Ontology annotation, molecular function: zinc ion binding. The record is from RefSeq and is a predicted model, not a curated record. The transcript is spliced from 3 exons.